This is a messenger RNA of Durio zibethinus, 3486 nucleotides long. RefSeq names its product putative protein phosphatase 2C 33. Gene Ontology annotation, biological process: protein dephosphorylation. Gene Ontology annotation, molecular function: protein serine/threonine phosphatase activity. Lineage: Eukaryota; Viridiplantae; Streptophyta; Magnoliopsida; Malvales; Malvaceae. The record is from RefSeq and is a predicted model, not a curated record.
GCGAGUUUGCUGUUGGUGGUUGCGGUUAGUUCUCGCUGAUUUGUACCUGGUCUUUCUUUCGUUUCAUCCCAAAUGUUCCUUUUCUGAAGUUUUUUUUUUCUCUCUCUCUAAGUGACUUUCACUCUCUCUCUAGAAACUCCCCUUCUUCCCUAGCUCUUCCCUCAAUUCUCUCUCUACCCAUUUUCACUAUCCCCUUGCUCUCCCUGAAACUGCCCUUUCUCUCUUGUUAUCCUUUCACUUUCUUUGGUUUCCAAUUUUGGCCUUGUGUUUUUUGGCUGAUCUUGACGCUAGCUUUGAUCAGCUUUUAUGUUGAUCUGCUGAAAAUUUUUGCUCCUUUGGGUAGUUUCUGGUGAGAAUUAUAGGACUCUCAAUUCUCUUAAAAUUUUUUUGGAUGACAACUUUUGGCCUUCGUUUAUUAAAAAGGAUGUUACUUUUAUGGUGGAGUUAUUGAAUGUAGAUUACAGAUUCGAUAUUUUUUCUUCUUUCCCAUAGAUUUGAAGUCUUAGGUCUCCUUUUUCGGUAAAUAUUCCUUUUCAGCUUUUUUUUUUUAUUUGCUUUCUGAUUAGGGAUAAAAAGAGUGUGUCAAUAAAAAAGUUAACUUUUCUUCUUUUGUAAAUUAGAAAGCUUUAGAAACCUAAAUUUCUUUCGUUUGUUUUUUUUUUUUUUUUUUUGGCUUUGUUGGUUGAUUCUGAGAAUUUUGUUUUCAUUGGAAGCAGUUUAUGAGAUUAAAUUUGUGGAUUGAUCUGAUCAUUAGAUUGAAAAUGGAAAAGGGUAUCUGGCAAUUUUAGUUUAAGGUCAUUAUUCAAGUGAUUCGAAGGGAAGCUUAAAGGGAUAGUUGUUUUGGCUGUGAUUUCAAUUCUCCAGAGGGUUGCUUUAAGAUUGGAAUUUUAAGAGAUUGAAGAACAAAUCAAGGUAUUAUCAAGUGGUGAAUAGGAUUUUUGACGAAAUUUUCGAGAUUUAGCGAAAAGGAUUGUAAAAUUGAAGGUUAUUCGGUGGAUUAAACUGCACAUUAGCUAGAAAGCUUGAAAGGGUUUGUUUGAGGAUUUAACCCCACAAGUUGUGACGGAUCCGUCUACUGAAAAUAGAGGUUGUGAUUGUCUGGCUGGUCUGGAGUGCAUAAUAAGCAUUAUCAGGGCCCUCAGAAUGGGGUCCUGCUUAUCUGCUGAAAGUAGGAGCCCUCUCCCUGGCUCGCCUUCGUCUCCUCAUCUGGCGUACAUGAAGAGGAGGAAUUCAAGGAAGAGACCAGGGUCUCGGAAUUCCUUUGACUACCGGAAGGAAGAACCAUUACAUAGGAUUCCAGGGAGGUUGUUCUUGAAUGGGUCCAGUGAUGUUGCUUCACUCUUUACUCAACAAGGCAAGAAAGGAACCAACCAGGACGCCAUGAUUGUUUGGGAGAAUUUUGGAUCAAGAACAGAUACAGUUUUCUGUGGUGUUUUUGAUGGCCAUGGUCCAUAUGGUCAUAUGGUAGCAAAGAGUGUGAGGGACCAUCUUCCCUUGAAACUGAGUGCUCACUGGGAAGUUAAUAUAUCCAGUGAGGAUGUUCUCAGAGAGAUCAGUUUGAAUACUGCAGGAAGCAUGAACUCUGAAGAUACUGCUUUUGUAUCAGCUGAUGAGGAAUCUAGGGCCUCUGUAGAUCUUGAGGAAACAGAAAAGCACCCAGAGAUCUUUCAGACGCUAAAAGAGUCCUUUCUGAAGGCUUUCAAAGUGAUGGACAGGGAACUUAGAAUGCAUGCCCAUAUUGAUUGCUUCUGCAGUGGGACGACAGCUGUAACUUUGCUCAAGCAGGGUCCAUAUCUUGUAAUUGGAAAUGUUGGGGACUCCAGAGCUGUGUUGGGUACAAGAGACAAAGACAAUUCUCUUACUGCAGUUCAGUUGACUGUUGAUCUCAAACCAAAUCUUCCAGCGGAAGCAGAGAGAAUUAAAAAAUGUAAGGGUCGUGUCUUUGCUCUUAAGGAUGAACCUGAGGUUGCCCGAGUUUGGCUGCCAAACAAUGAUUCACCUGGCCUUGCCAUGGCACGGGCUUUUGGAGAUUUUUGCCUCAAGGAUUUUGGCCUGAUCUCUGUGCCUGAAAUAUCUUAUCAUCGCCUAUCCGAGAAGGAUGAAUUUAUUGUCUUGGCCACAGAUGGGAUUUGGGAUGUUCUUUCAAACAAUGAAGUGGUAGAUAUUGUAGCAUCUGCACCAGCAAGUACCGCUGCUGCUCGAGCCUUGGUUGAGUCAGCAGUUCGAGCUUGGAGAUACAAAUACCCAACUUCAAAAGUUGAUGAUUGUGCUGUUGUUUGCCUCUUCCUUGAUUCAAACUCAAAUAAUUUGUCUACUGCUUCCAAAGCCAAGACCAAAGUGCUGCCAACUUUAGUGGCCCAAUUUGACAACAACAGUGAGAAAGACAAUAAUCUCGACAUCUUGACCACUCUGAACCGGUCUGGGGCUGCUGGAACUGGCGAAGUACUACUCCCAGAAGGGAAUGAAGAUUCCUCAAAGCAGGAGGAAAUGAAUUCAGACGUAGGAAUCGAGUGGUCUGCCCUUGAAGGAGUUUCUCGUGUCAAUACUCUAUUGAAUCUCCCGAGGUUUAUUCCUGGAAAGGAGGAUAAGAAGGCUGCUGGAGGUACAAAGGCUCGGAAGUGACAAGUUCUGAAGGGAAAAAGAUAUGUAGGGCCAUUGAUGUUAAAAUUCAGACCGGAGAGGUGGGCCCGGCUGUAUUAGUAUGUCUGGGAAUUUAUCCUUUCUCUCUAGUGUGGGUGGAAUUGGAAGUUUUGCAAAUCCAGCUCUCCGUCUAUUAUUUUUUUUCUUAAUUUUUUCCCCUUUGAAUUUCAUGUGUGAUUUGUUGGUAACUGUAUGGUGAUAAUAAAUCUUGCGACGAUGAAAGCCUCUUUAGGUUUCAAGUUGAAGGGCAUGAUGAUAAUCCAUGUAGGUUUUUCUUUUUUUUUAUUCAGAUUUGGACCUUUAGCCGUAUUAUGCCUUGUUUGCAACAAAAAGAUAUUUUCUUGCAUCUUGUUUUGUGGUUUGAAUAGCAUCAUUGAUCCUGGUAAUCUAUUAUUUCAAGUUGAAUAUUUGAUAGAAAAGAAACUUCACUGUUUUUGAAUAUUUGGAGCAAUAAAAGCUUAGGAAUUUCCACUUGCCAAUGCUUAAAAACAUUGUUGUCAUUAUUUCUUUUUUCAUAUUUGAGGUUAUCAAGAUUUGUAUCUUGAUCAUCAAAAUUGAGCGAUCAGUAUUCUACCAGUAAAUCACAUUGGAUCUCGGCCAUUUCAUUGUAAGUCUCCUAAUUGGUUUUAUGUUUGGUGUGAAGCCGUAAGGAAGGAAAAGCUUCCUCUAAACGUCUUAAUCAACUCUUCCCACAACAACAAUCUUCCUGAAUUUAUUUUCUUGCAUUUAUUUGAGAACUUAAAGUCAUGUUAUUGUAUUUUUCACUGAUUAAGCUACGGUACUCGUAAAAAAAAUUGAGAUAGUCGACUUUGGCUAUAAUAUGUAAAAUUUUUUAUCCGACCAAUC